Molecule: messenger RNA, 2100 nt
Organism: Mesorhabditis spiculigera
Lineage: Eukaryota; Metazoa; Nematoda; Chromadorea; Rhabditida; Rhabditidae
Source: the annotation of a GenBank genome assembly
AUGAGUAGCGCUUGGGAUGAGAUCAAGCGACUCGCGUCGGACCUACAAAGGGUUCAGCUUUCGGCUGCUGCUAAGAAAUUAUCGGAAGCGAACUGCGUGGAAGUAAUUUCCAAGCUCAUCGAGCGUCAGUUGAUUGAUGUCGUCUUCACGCGUGACGGAACUACCUACAUCACUCGGAAGCACCUUUGCACUGAGUAUGUGAUCGCGGCUACGAAAACCAUCAUCGCCGAGGAUGACGAGUUCCUCAUCAGCGCGGGAGAGCUGUUCGCGAGGGAUUAUGUCCACAAGCUACAAAUGGAUCUGCGUGUACUUUUGUCGGAGGAAGGCGUUCGAUCGAUUGCAUCUCUCUGUCGCGACUGGUCUCUAUCCACGGAACUGCUGCGCUCAUUAUUGCUCGAUCGGCUGCAAGAAGGUGGCGAAUUUACCGUCGAUGGGGAGAAUAUAUACACCUUGGACUUCCUUGAAGCGCACAAAUUUAUACUACGGGCUGUUCUGUGCGCCAUCACAAAGGCAACGCUUUUGUCCCAUAUUCAACAGAGGGUUUCCCUACCUACAAACCGGUUUUUCGCGGCGCUGGACGACUUGUUGAGUUCUGGCGAGGUCCCUGGUAAAAUCGUUGGCUCUCGGACCUCUGCCUCAGCAAUAUACAUCCCUAACCUACACGGUGAACUGGUCAACGCAGCAAUUCGGCGAAUGUUUGCGCAGAACGAAUACAUAUUGUUUUCCGAUUUGAAGAAAAUGGGCCUCUCGGAUGUGAAAGCGGCGGUGAAAUCGGCCUUUGCCAAAGAAGAAUUCGGGCAACUUCGAUUCCUCGGAUCAAUCGUCGUACCCGAAGAAGUUUUUGACACCCAGAUGAGCGCAUUGAAAGAUGAACUUGCUCAAAACUGUUUUGUCGAUGUGUCAGCCGAAUUGUCGAAAAGCUCGCUGCCAUUUGAAGCCGAAGAUGAGAGCUUUUUCAUCGAGGCUAUCACCGCUGGAGAUAAGGAUCUCCUCGUGAGCGAGCCUCGCCUUUACACGAGUGAGCUACUUGCCAAAGCGGUGGAUUCGUUGAGUGAAAAAUUGGACCAGCGAGCUGGUGAAGAAAUGGACAAAAUGGACCAAAAGAAGAAAAAGACGGCCCCGAAACCAGCCGAAAAAGAUGAGUGGGAUGAGGGUGGAAAGGGCAAAGGGAAGAAGGGAAAAGGCGGAGGUGCCAAGGGCCGUGGCAAUGCCAAAAAAGACGAGGAUGACAACACGGGGUCCGGCUUUUCGCUCGAUGUCGAUGAAGUGGAAGGCUGGCUUCGAUCGAGUGAGCGUGUCCCAGAAGAACUCAUCCAGAGCAUCGCUGAGCAAAUUAUCGAUAAGGUUUCCCAGAGCAUCCGGGAUCGCGUCGCCAGACUUGUCGCAACGCAAGCCGUAUCCAGCGCGCAGUCCAACAAGCGUUCCCACCAGCAGAUGGAGCAACAGCUCAAUCAGCUCUACGCCAACAUUUCCUUGUUUGAGACUGGGUUAGAGAAAAUUCCCGACAAUAUUCGUGACGAUCUGCGUGCCUACUUGCAAAAGACGCUUUGCACCGAGCUGGCUCAUGCGCUGCUUGGCUUUGCUAGCGACACCGGAAAUGUCGGGCAAAUGAAAGAGAAGCAACGAGAAGAGACCAUUGAAGCCCUGCCCUCGCGGAUCAAAGACGCAAUAGUUGCGCUGUACGCAAGCCUACGCGAGGACGAUCUGCAGAACUUCAACAAUGCUUUGUUCGACUUGUGCGCGCCAAGUGUACUUCAGCUUGGAAUCAAGAAUCCGGAUAAAAAGACGAGGGAGGAACUCACAAACGUGUACGCGACUCAGCUGUUGGCCCAGGUCAACGAACAAUCCGAUCCCGCUGCUGCGCUGCUCUCAUCGGUGCUGUAUCUUUACGCAAAAGAUGGAAUCGCUGUACAUGCUUCCGGAAAAUUUGUCGCGCAGCUCGUCUCCCACCUUGCCACUCUGAUCGAUGUGGAGAUCUACGACCUUCUUCUAUCCGCGCAGAAGUUGGUUGUCGCCUCCUUCAAGAACAAAGGCGAUGUAGAGCUGAAGGAGCAACUCGAUCAACAGAUCCAAGCGCUACGUCAGCGCUUGACGCAGGGA